This is a messenger RNA of Coccinella septempunctata (seven-spotted ladybird), 1661 nucleotides long. RefSeq names its product LIM domain only protein 3-like. Gene Ontology annotation, molecular function: transcription coactivator activity; DNA-binding transcription factor binding. Gene Ontology annotation, cellular component: nucleus. The transcript is spliced from 4 exons. The coding region runs from base 329 to 1012 and encodes 227 amino acids. The record is from RefSeq and is a predicted model, not a curated record. Gene Ontology annotation, biological process: positive regulation of transcription by RNA polymerase II. Lineage: Eukaryota; Metazoa; Arthropoda; Insecta; Coleoptera; Coccinellidae.
AUUACAAGCUCACAAGCUGCGAUCGCACUAAACGCUGCCCGAUCAAAACAUUCAUUCAGAGUUUGGCCGCGCACAGAGUAGGAUCGCUUUUGCUCCGUGACACCAGAGGCGCGCGAACAUUUCGAAUUCUCAACGUGUGCUUGUUCAUUUAAUGUUCCCAAAUCAUUUGUUUGCAAUCUGUGUGUAUUUCUAUUGACGUGAAUAAUAUUUGUGACCGAAGGAGUUUGAUCUCGACCCGGAAAAAUCACUGGGUGGUGAAAAUAAGCAUAUAAGUGGUUUGCUAGAAGACUUCAAAAUUAAAGCUAUAAAGAGCCGGCCUAACGGCCCUAUGAUGACAAUGGACGUGUCCAAAAGCGAGGCUCCCAAGCCUGGCACAAACACCGGCCAGCAGGAGUGUGCCGGUUGCUGUAAACCCAUAACGGAGCGAUACCUCCUGAAGGCUCUGGACCUCUACUGGCACGAGGACUGCCUCAAGUGCGGGUGUUGCGACUGCAGGUUAGGCGAGGUCGGAUCAACGCUGUAUACCAAAGCGAAUUUGAUUUUGUGCAAACGGGACUAUCUGAGACUCUUCGGAAAUACGGGUUAUUGCGCGGCGUGUACGAAGGUUAUACCGGCUUUCGAAAUGGUGAUGAGGGCAAGGAAUAACGUGUAUCAUUUGGAGUGUUUCGCGUGUCAACAGUGCAACCACAGAUUCUGUGUCGGCGAUAGAUUUUACCUUUGCGAAAAUAAAAUACUUUGCGAGUACGACUAUGAGGAACGUCUAGUAUUUGCAAAUAUGGCGUAUAAUCCACCCCCAUUAUCACACCUCAAAAGGCAGACAUCUAUACCUCCUACACCUCUUCCUAAUCAUCUCAUCAAUGGGCAUAGAACACCUCUACCACCAUCCAAUGGUGAUCACAAUAACAACAUGUCUGGUAAUGGUCCACUUCCACCAUCAUCUAUGGCAAAUUCCCCUUUCUCAGUAGCUGGUCAUCUGAAGAAUCCACCGAUGUCUUUAGGUGCCACCAGCUGAAAAUUUUAAGUUAUCUGUGAUUUAGCCUUUCAAUUCCUACCUAUACUACUGAAAGAAUGCUCAGCUUCUUUCUUCAUGUGCGAAAAAUGAGAGAGUGUAUACGAAUGAUGGAGUGAAACCCGCGAAAUGUAUAGGAUCCAAAUUUCAAUUUUCUAUUGUAAAUAGUUCUUCAAAUGCUCAACUCAGUACGUAAAAUUUUGUAAAUUAUUAAGAGUGCAAUAGAGACAACUCAAAUUUCUUAUAGCAAGUUGCAAAUUUUCUCAGCGUCACUGCUGAUGAUUACUGAGUCUCGAAUGAAAUGUAUCGUCUCAAUAAAAGAUUGAUAUUUGUACAUAAUAUUGUUAGCUUUAGAAUGAAUGUUAUACCAGUAAACAUAAUUGUUUUCUAAAUAGAUGUUACAGUUAUCGACUGCAUUUCAUUUUGUUGACGUUGCCAUUUUCAUAUAAUUUGAUUUUUAUAGUUUCAAAUUGUAAAAAAACUAUAGCCUUUGUUUUGUACAUAAUAAUAUCCUCAAUUAAUACAUGUUUUCGUAUAUUACGAUGAAUAGGUGCCAAUUGGAUUGAAAUUAUACUUUGUGUAGUACAAAUACACUGUCGAAUGUAUUCAAAUUACCAAUGAUUUGACCAAAGAAAUAAAUUUUACAACCAAU